Aureobasidium namibiae CBS 147.97 is the source of this 309-nucleotide messenger RNA. RefSeq lists its product as uncharacterized. The record is from RefSeq and is a predicted model, not a curated record. The transcript has a single exon. Lineage: Eukaryota; Fungi; Ascomycota; Dothideomycetes; Dothideales; Saccotheciaceae. The coding region runs from base 1 to 309 and encodes 102 amino acids.
AUGGCUCUCGGUGCUGGAGCUACCAUCGCCCUCGUCAUCGUCGGCUGUGGCGCAUUUGUCUGCUGUCUCGGAGCAAUAGGCUGGUUCUAUCGUCGAGAAGACCCGAACGAGCGGGGCACAAACUAUGGCUGGCGACCUAGCAACGACCAAGGCGACUACAUGAGGGAAAUCAGACAAAAGAACCAUAAGGGCUUGUUUCAUGUCGCAAGGUAUCAUGACAGGGCUUCGAGUUCGCAAGGCUCUCAAUCACACUACUCGAGAUCGCAUUAUACUAGCGCGAGUAGAAGCGAGGCUAUGAGUGCUGUUUGA